AUGGCCAUCACAGUUCUCAGGGAGGCGCUGGCUUUGCACCCAGUCGGUCACCCAAACCGGUCCGCGUCAUUGAUUAGCCUUGCGGCUACAUUCCUCACCCGCUUUAGACACUGGGGGAAUGAUCAAGACCUAGACGAGGCUAUCGUGCUUGAGAGGGAAGCACUGGCUUUGCGUCCAGUCGGCCACCCAGAACGGUCCCUGUCAUUGAAUAACGUUGCAACUACACUCACCACCUGCUUCAUGUACCGGGGCAAUGUUCAAGACAUUGAUGAGGCGAUCGCACUUCACAGGGAAGCGCUGGUUCUGCACCCAGUCGGUCACCAAGAUCGAUCCAUGUCCAUGAGUAACCUUGCGUCUGCACUCGUCAUUUGCUUCAAACACCGAGGCGAUGACCAAGACUUGGAUGAAGCUAUCGCGUUUCACAUGGAAGCGCUGGCUUUGCACUCGGUCGGUCACCCACAUCGGUCGGCUGUAUUGGAUAACAUUGCAACUACUCUCUCCACCCGCUUUCAGCACCGAGGCAAUGGCCAAGACCUCAACGAGGCGAUUACGCUUCACAGGGAAGGGCUGGCUUUGUGCCCUGUUGGUCACCCAGAUCGGCCUUCGUCAUUGAAUCACCUUGCGAACACGCUUUUCACCCGCUUUGAGCACCGAGGCAACGACCAAGACUUGGAAGAGGCUGUCACGCUUCACAGGGAGGUGGUGACUUUCCUCCCGGUCGGUCACCCAGAUUGGUCUGCGUCAUUAAAUGACCUUGCGCUUGGACUCUCCACCCGCUUCCAGCACCGAGGUGAUGGCCAAGACUUGGAUGAGGCCAUAAUGCUUCACAGGAAAGCACUGGCUUUGUUCCAGGUUGGUCACCCAAACCGGUCCAAGUCAUUAAAUAACCUCGCGACUACACUUUUCACCCGCUUCAAGCACCGAGGCGCGCUGGCUUUGUUCCCGGUUGAUCACCCUGAUCGGUCAAAGUCGUCGAAUAACCUUGCGAAUGCACUCUCCACCCGCUUUGAGCACCGGGGCAACGACCAAGACUUGGAUAUGGCUAUUGUACUUCACAGGGAAGCUCUAGCCUCGCACGCGGCUGGUCACCCAGAUCGGUCCGGCUCGUUAAAUAACCUUGCGAGUGAGCUCCUCAUCCGCUUCCAGCGCCGAGGCAACGAUUACGACUUGGAUGAGGCCAUCACGCUUGACAGGGAAGGGCUGACUUUGCGCCCGGUCGGUCACCCAGAUCGGCCCAGCUCAUUAAAUAACCUCGCGAAUGAACUCUUCAUCCGCUUCCGGCGCCGAGACAACGACCAAGACUUGGACGAGGCUGUCGCACUUCAUAGGGAAGGGCUGGCUUUGCACUCGGUCGGUCACCCAGAUCGGUCCACGUCAUUAAAUAACCUUGCGAUUGCGCUCUCCAUUCGCUUCAAACACCGAGGUGGUGAUCAAUACUUGGAUGAGGCUAUCGCGCUUGAUAGGGAAGCGCUGGCUUUGCGCCCGGUCGGUCACCCAGAUCGGUCCACGUCAUUGAAUAAUCUUGCGACUGGACUCUCCACCCGCUUUGAGCACCGGGGCAACGUCCAAGACCUCAACGAGGCACUGAAGAAUCUCCGCCACGCAUUGACAAUAUUAACACAAAGUAGUCCCCGUCAAUUAAUGGUCCAUCGCUCACUAGCCACCGUAUAUCUGCUGGUCCAUCAAUCAGGAUUUCAUAGCAUUGGCGAAGAUAGUGACGCUGUCAGUCUAGAUGCCGCCAUGUAUCAUUUCAAGGCAGCAACAAAUAUUGUCUCUGGGGGUUUACUAUCCCGCCUGCGAGCAAGUCUAGGCUGGGUUUUCCAUGCUGAUCAAUAUACACAUGACACCGACCUGGAGGCUUAUGCAACUUCCAUGCAACUUCUAGAUGCAUACAUGUCUGCGACAGCUUCGGUUUCAUCUCGCCAUGAAACCAUGAAGGCCCUCCCGCGCACACUUGCAGUUGAUGCUGCAUCAUGUGCUCUUCGUCGUGGCGAUGUGUGCCGCGCCAUAGAGUUGCUUGAACAAGGCAGGACUCUCAUCUGGACCCAGAUGGCACGAUUCCGCACACCCUUUGACAUCCUCCAGGAACGUGGUGAUUAUGCAGAGGCACUGAUGAAGGAAUUCAGAGACAUCAGCUCCCUCCUUGAUAAGCCUCCUACAGAACGUCAAGACGGGACCCCAAGAGUUAAUGCAGAAGCAGAGGUUACCAGGUACACUCGUCUUGUGGAGAACUGGAAUAAAGUUGUGGAAGACAUCCGGAAGCUAGAAGGCUUCUCUCGCUUCCUGCUUCCCCCCCUGUUCUCCGAUCUCCAAGAUGCAGCUCGUGAUGGGCCUAUUAUUGUUCUCGUUGCAAGCGAGUCGUCUUGCGAUGCCAUCAUUAUCCCGCACAAGGAGCCUCCGACCAGUAUUCAACUCCCUAUCAAUCUAGACAAACUUGUGCGAUUGGUGCUCGCACUCCGAGAAAACAUCGACAAAGAGGCCAGUCCUAAAAAGACACAACCGGGGCUGAUACAAACAUUGCGGGAGCUAUGGGAUGAUGUAGUUCACCCUGUGGUUGAAAAUCUGGAUAGAUUUGCACGACGAGGUUCCCGAAUAUGGUGGUGCCCAACUUCCUUAUUCAAUUUUUUGCCGUUGCACGCUGCUGGCGAAUACAAACGCGGUGGAAAGUCCCUUUCCCAGCUAUACGUUUCUUCAUACACUCCAUCCCUUACUGCGCUGACUGGGGCUCGCAAAAGCAAUGACGGAUCUUUGUCCGUGUCUUUUUCUGCCAUCGGACAGAACCACCCUCCAGGACAUUCGCAUCCUUUGGAAGCGGUCGAGCCCGAGCUGGAAUUGGUGCAGAGUCUUCUACCACCUCCCCCAAUAGUUUUCUUCACCAAGGUCACGAGCGUUGAAUCAACAAAAAUGAGAGUCCUGCACACAUUGCAAGAUAAUUGCUGGCUCCAUUUUGCGUGUCACGGAACACAAAAUAUCGUGGAACCCUUCAAAUCGGCCUUCCUCAUGAGAGACCAACCGCUUUCACUCCUUGAUAUCACACAAAGAUAUCUGUCUCAGCAUGAAUUCGCAUUUCUCUCUGCCUGUGAGACCGCAGUCGGUGACCUUACAACUCCUGACGAGGUGAUACACUUGGCGGCUGCCCUACAGUUUGCUGGGGUGAAGAGUGUCAUUGGGACAUUAUGGAGAGUCAACGAUGCUACUGUACGACGCUUGGUCGAGGCAUUCUACAAAAACUUCUGCGGGGAUGGCACCAUGAAUUCAAAAAGGGCCGCCCGAGCGCUGCAUCGAGCGGUCCAGUCCUUGGCUUGUGACACAGACAUGCCCUUGGACCAGCGCAUCGUGUUCAUCCAUGUUGGCCUAUGA
Molecule: messenger RNA, 3360 nt
Organism: Suillus clintonianus
Lineage: Eukaryota; Fungi; Basidiomycota; Agaricomycetes; Boletales; Suillaceae
Product: CHAT domain-containing protein
Exons: 2
Coding region: 1-3360 (1119 amino acids)
Molecular function (GO): protein binding
Source: RefSeq, a predicted model, not a curated record